This is a messenger RNA of Schistosoma bovis, 3335 nucleotides long. Lineage: Eukaryota; Metazoa; Platyhelminthes; Trematoda; Strigeidida; Schistosomatidae. The record is from the annotation of a GenBank genome assembly.
AUGAAGUUUGCCUCAAUGACUUUCCUACCACCUUUUAUCCCAUCCAUGAGCAGAUCUCAAAGACUAUAGAGGUCAGUAAGACAGGGUGGUAGGGGUUACGGAAUCAUAGAAAAUCAUAGAUAGAUAGAACGAUGAUUCAGCUGCUUUAUUCUAUUUGUUCAGACCACUCAUCCAUUCGCUUACUCAUUCAUUGCAUUGUGUCCCAUACGGUCUGGUAAAAAAGAGGACUCAUCCUAUUACUUUGUCAAUUUUCCAAACAAAAGUUUACGAUCUGGAAUUUGAGAUCCUACUUUGUUCAACUAGUAAACUAGAAUUUUAAGUGAAUAGUGGAUAUAGUUGUUUCGAAUGACUUCUGAUUCAUUAAGAAGGAAUCCUUUAAGUGAAAAACAAUAUCAAAUUAAUGGAGAUGGUGGCGUCGUUUGCCGUGGACUAAAAUUUGACGAUGUUCAUUAUUCCAGUUUUGAGAAUCCAUUAAAGAGAGAGUUUUCUCCUAAUUCUACUGAAGUACAGAAAGAUCAUUGUACAACCGAUUCAGCUUAUUCUCUUGCAAAUGGUGCUACUUGUCUAAUGCAAUCAACAUCACCAUCUAGGUCAAUAUUUUUACCAGUAAAUCAAAAUAAUUCGAAUAUGUCAAAUAUCUAUGGUGGAGGUUUUCGUUACCAUGUUCGUCGACCUGUGGAAUCGUGGAAAUUUUUUGAGACAAAUAAAAGUGAUGGUUCCAAAGUCUAUCUAUGCAGGCUAUGUGGUUCCAGUUAUAAACACAAAAAAUCACUGAAUAAACAUUGGAAAGAUAAACAUUUUACAGAAUUGAGUAAUGCUGAAGGAAACUGUCAAGCCGACGGUGAAUUGGAUGAAGGUGAUGAUGGAGAUGGAGACGAUUCCGAAGGUGAUGGGAAGCCAUUGAACAAUAGUUAUAACACUCCACUUUCAUCUAUCGAGAAUUUAAAUUUAAAUAAGCUGAAUAAUAAAUAUUUAGAAGGAAGAGAGAAUUAUUCAUAUAAGAGUCCUGGUUCAGUGGGACGGACUUAUAGUAUGAGGACUGAGAAUUCUGAAAAUUGUCUACCUGAUCCAAAUCAUUUAAUGUCUCGUAGGAUGGGCAGUGAACAGAAUGAAAAUGAUCUGAAAAAUGAUAUAGUUGUUAGUAGAUCCAAUAUGAUUACAGAGCUACAUAAAUCUGGAUAUCUGUCAGUACCAGGAGAUCAUUCAGAUCGAUUUGUCGUUGGUCGUAAGCGUUUGUCAGCUAUACCUUGUCAUUCCCCAGUUGUUCAAUCAAAGAUGCAUGGUCGAGUUUCUGAAUGUGGAGUGAAACGUAUUCGGUCGCCGAACACUGAUUAUACAAAUCUGGGUAGCAAACGGAGACACAGUGUGGUUUCGCGUGGGAGAGAAGAAUGUGCUGUUGACGUGAGAGAGAAAUUUUAUGAGUCAUCAUGUUCAAACAGGAACACUCCAGAUGGUGACAUUAUAUCCAGUUGUGUGGCAAGUCGGUUAGGUGUGAAUUCUGUAGAUCAACACGUGAAUGAAAUUACUUUAGAUGAAGUGAAACCACUUGAUUUAUCAGUUGUAAGGGUAAUGGAGACUGAAGUUGACUGUGGACGACCGUCAAGCGGAACCGGUGUUAGUCCUGGUAGCACAGUGGAUUCGGUCAAGGCUGAUGCUUUUAUUGUAAAUGAUUCAGUUAAGGUACAACAAGAGGAAUUAGUGUCAGUAACGCCGACUUCCACUUCAAUGGAGAAUGGUGGUAAGAACAAGAAAAGAGAAAGUCGUGUCAGUCGUGCUCUGCUGAUUGGAUUGUUGCAAACAGCACUGAGUACUUUGGAGAAUGAAGUUGACGACAAAAUGAGUGAAUCGUAUGAAUCUAGUUUUGAGUUAUCUACCACUUCGGCUAGUUUGCUGUUAGCUGUUGGUAGUCUGUUAGUUACUUUAUCUGAGAAGAAGUCGGGUGUGUGUUCUGUUGCUGCUCCCGUCGAAACAUGUGCUAGUAAGAAGAAUGUAGAUGAAGUGAUUGAAGGAAGAUUGCAUUCGGGUUUUGAUGGUACAACAGGUAGUGAGAAGUUGGUUAGUAGUUCUAGGGACUGUUUUCAAGUAUCUUCUGAUACAUUUCCUCGUCUUGUUAAUGACCAUUCGCAUUCACCAGAUGAUUGUACUUCUAGACCACUUGAAACUCGGAAGUUCGUUGGGAAAGUGGAAGACAGUUGUAUGGAUCGUAUAGUAGAAAGUAGGAAGGAUAGAGGAUCACUUUCUGCAUAUGAGUAUGGUAUUAAUGAGAAUGAAAUUUCAUUUGAAGCUCUGGAUAAUGGACCACCAUUAACAGGUGUGGAAGGUAUGAAGAAAUGUGAUGGGUCGGAGCCAGUGAUUAUUUGUCCUGUUUGUAAAUUUGGUGCACGUUGGUUCAGUGAAUUGCGUGCUCACAUGGUGAACCAUUCUGAGCAUCGAAUGUUUGGUUGUUGUUAUUGUCAUUAUCGAGCGAAGUGGAAGUGGGAUGUCGCAAAACAUAUGCGCCGAUGUCCAUUGGGUCGUCAUGUUUCUCACUUACAGAAUGAAGCAUUAUUGCGUAUAGUCAGAUAUUAUCCACCUCCAGAAGAUGAUAUUUUGUAUAGUUAUUUUCCGCAGAAUGGUUUUCCAGGUGUUGGAGUUGAUCAUCCUCCAACACCACCGAUAAAUUCAGUGAAACGUAAUGAUUAUGAACGAGUUCGUGCAUACGAUUGUGAAAGUAAAGAUUGUUCAUUAUUUCCGGGUCGUUUGUGUGAUGAGAGUGAGGUAGGAGGUAUGGUUAGAGGAUUAGUUUGUGAGAGGAACGUGGGAAGUGAGAAUAAUGAUGCGUCGAUAUCGGUAUCCGCUGCUAACAAUGGACAUGAGUGUCAUGCACUUGAAGGAGAUGUAGUUAAAGAUGUUGGGGACUGUGAAGAAAAUGAAUCUGGUGAUUUGGUGAUAGUAGAUGAUGGUGACGAUGUAGAAAAGAUAUCUGAAGUCAGUGGUGACGUAACAAGUAUAAACGGGUCGAAAGAACGUAUUUGUUCUACCAGUGACCAGUGUAAUCGACAAAACGAAGAUGAGGUGAGUGUUCAUGUGUUUAUAUCUCAUUCCUAUAAUUACAAUCAUAUUUGCUUUUAGAUUAAUUUCGAAUUUAAUUCCAAGUCAAAAGUCACUUGAUUUCUUGGAAUAUUUAUGAGAUGAUGACUUGAUAUUUCAUAUAUUUCGACCUGUUUAUUGAUGGGCUAACUUAGCAGAUAGUGUCGUUAUUUAUCUUGUUCUAUGAAGCUUGGAUUUUUAUUUUAUGUAGACUGUAAUUGUAAAUAUUCUAAUAUCAAACUUCAUGCAAAACACUUUUAGUAAGC